Messenger RNA from Bipolaris sorokiniana ND90Pr, 941 nucleotides. RefSeq lists its product as uncharacterized. The coding region runs from base 339 to 608 and encodes 89 amino acids. The record is from RefSeq and is a predicted model, not a curated record. NCBI's taxonomy places the organism in Eukaryota, Fungi, Ascomycota, Dothideomycetes, Pleosporales, Pleosporaceae. The transcript is spliced from 2 exons.
AGAUAGCUAUAAGACUUAAGGACGCUGAAGGCGUACGAGAAGAACUCUAAGAGAUGAAAGCCCUUUUUCUCCGUACGGUAUAGGGGCAAGCUACCCCUAACGCACAGACUCCUAAUCUCACGCCAAGUAUAGAAAGUCAGCAACCUCCUAGCUAGCCUCUAGCUACGACUACGCCCGUAUAAGAGUUUAGAAAAGCUAGACUCCCUAAUAUUAGAAUCUUCGAGAAAGGUUCACACGAAGAAUACACGCAGUAGAAGAUGUAGAUCUGUACGAAACUAUUAGCGGAUUAUCUAGCUUACCCUACAAAGUUCUACCAAGCUUACUAUAUAAUCUCCUAGAUGGGAGGACUAGCCUUUUUAGCAUUACAGGCUUACGUACAAGACUUCAUAAGUAGAAACGUAUUACCUAGCUUAAGUAAGUUUCUUCUCCACGUACGAGCCUUUAACCUAAAGUUUAACGAAGCUGGUUUCGGACAAGACGAUAACGCGCUGAAAAUUAACUAUCUUAAGAAUUCUCUCAAUAGAAAGCUACUACGCUACCAAGCUAGGUACCAGCCUCCUUUAAAUGAGACGUACGACGCCUUUGUUCAUCGACUUAGAAACACUUAGAAGAAUCUUAAGGUAAUUAACUAACUCUCGUCCAACGCGCCCUCUUACUCUACCUCUCUUCCUACGUCUACCCCAGCUGCCGUAGACGAAAUGGACUGGACGCCUAAUGUAGGCGCUAUACGUCCCCGUACGAGAAACGAGUAAUAGGGUACAUAAAGCUAAAUUACUCAACGCAAGGAGGAGGGCAGCUACCUACGUUGUGGCAUCCACGGCCACCUCGUACGGCAGUGUAAAGCAGCAGUCCCAAAACGCACGCGCAAGCUAGAGACCGUGAUAAAAGUCCUAGCUGCUACCUUAGAAGACGAAAGCUCGGACGAGGGAAAAGAGGAGCCC